AUGGGGUCGGAGGGGCCGGGGCAUGGGUUCGGAUCCGGGGCGGCGGAGCGGGACAUCGACGAUCUCCCGCGGAACGACGCCAACUACACGGCGCUGACGCCGCUCUGGUUCCUCGAGCGGGCCGCCCUGGCCCAGCCGGACAGGGCGUCCGUCGUGCACGGCCCGGUCCGGUACACCUGGGCCGAGACCUACCGCCGGUGCCGCCGCCUCGCCUCUGCACUGGCGCGCCGAUCUGUCGGCCACGGCUGCACUGUUGCUGUGAUAGCUCCAAAUGUUCCGGCAGUGUACGAAGCUCACUUCGGUGUUCCAAUGUCUGGAGCUGUGGUGAACUGUGUAAACAUCCGGUUAAAUGCUGAGACGAUCGCGUUCCUUCUUGAUCAUUCCGUGGCAGAAGUUGUGAUGGUGGACCAAGAAUUCUUCACCCUAGCCGAAGAAUCCCUGAAGAUAGUAUCAGAGAAGAAGAAACAGAAUUUUCAGCCUCCAAUCCUAAUUGUUAUCGGCGAUCCAACAUGCGAACCUAAGUCUCUACAAUACGCUCUAGGACAAGGGGCCAUUGAGUAUGAGGAGUUCCUGAAAACCGGUGACCCAGAAUUCAAUUGGAAGCCACCUAAGGAUGAAUGGCAGAGCAUUGCCUUAGGUUACACUUCUGGGACUACUUCAAGCCCAAAAGGUGUCGUGUUGCACCACCGUGGGGCCUACCUCAUGGCGCUCAGUGUUGCUAUGGUGUGGGGAAUGCCUGAAGGGGCUGUUUAUCUGUGGACUUUGCCUAUGUUCCAUUGUAAUGGUUGGUGUUACACCUGGGCGUUGGCUGCCUUCUGCGGAACCAGCAUAUGUCUUCGUCAGGUGAGCACAAAGGCUAUAUACACUGGAAUUGCAAAACAAGGAGUGACACAUUUCUGCGCUGCGCCGGUCGUCAUGAACAACCUCAUCAACGCUCCUGCAAGCGAGACCUUCCUGCCACUCCCCCGUGUGGUCAAUGUAAUGCUGGCCGGAGCCGCCCCGACACCGUCGCUUCUUGCGGCGCUCUCUAUCCGAGGUUUCCGUGUCACCCACACUUACGGUCUGUCUGAGACUUAUGGCCCGUCGACCUUGUGCGUGUGGAAGCCCGAGUGGGACGACCUGCCGCUGGAGGAGCGCUCCCGUCUGCACUGCCGGCAGGGCAUCAGGUACACCGCGCUGGAAGGCCUGGACGUGGUUGAUCCGAAGACGAUGGUCCCCGUCCCGGCCGACGGCAAGUCCUACGGGGAGAUCGUGAUGAGGGGCAACGCCGUGAUGAAGGGGUACCUGAAGAACCCCAAGGCCAACGCGGAGGCGUUCGCGCACGGCUGGUACCACUCCGGCGACCUCGGCGUGAAGCACCCCGACGGGUACAUCGAAGUCAAGGACCGGAUGAAGGACAUCAUCAUCUCCGGCGGGGAGAACAUCAGCACCCUGGAGGUGGAGAAGGUGGUGUACAUGCACCCGGCGGUCCUGGAGGCCUCGGUGGUCGCCAGGGCCGACGAGCGCUGGGGGGAGUCGCCCUGUGCCUUCGUUACCCUCAAGGAAGGGGCCGGUGGCUCCGACGAGGUGGCGCUGGCGAACGACAUCAUGAGGUUCUGCCGGGAAAGGAUGCCGGGCUACUGGGUCCCGAAGUCGGUCGUCUUCGGGCCGUUGCCCAAGACGGCGACGGGGAAGAUCAAGAAGCACGAGCUGAGGGCCAAGGCCAAGGAGCUUGGCCCUGUGAAGAAGAGCAGGAUGUGA
This is a messenger RNA of Triticum turgidum subsp. durum (durum wheat), 1740 nucleotides long. The record is from the annotation of a GenBank genome assembly. NCBI's taxonomy places the organism in Eukaryota, Viridiplantae, Streptophyta, Magnoliopsida, Poales, Poaceae.